This is a messenger RNA of Archocentrus centrarchus (flier cichlid), 1745 nucleotides long. RefSeq names its product calsequestrin 2 (gene casq2). Gene Ontology annotation, molecular function: calcium ion binding. The transcript is spliced from 11 exons. Lineage: Eukaryota; Metazoa; Chordata; Actinopteri; Cichliformes; Cichlidae. The record is from RefSeq and is a predicted model, not a curated record. Bases 256 to 1491 code for a protein of 411 amino acids. Gene Ontology annotation, biological process: regulation of cardiac muscle contraction by regulation of the release of sequestered calcium ion. Gene Ontology annotation, cellular component: Z disc; sarcoplasmic reticulum lumen.
CUUUGUAUCUGCAGAGAGAAGGCGUAAAGAAGUAAUGACACUGGGAGAAGGUAUUCCUUGGCCUGGAGGACACGUUAAGUUUUUGGAUUUCUUUGGACAACUGGGGAUGUCUGUGAACUACCACUGACGGACCACUUUUUCCCUCCAGCAACACUUCGUACAUUUCCUCAUCCUUUUAUAGGCCUUAUAGGUGACCUUUUUGAGCGUGCAGCUCCAUACUGUGAGACUAAAUUGUACUCCGGGGGUGUGUGGACCAUGCUCUCCCUGUGGUUGUUCUUGCUCCCCUGCUUAAACUUUGUGCCUCAGACCCUGGCUGAGAAGGGCCUGGAGUUGCCACAGUAUGAUGGGAAAGACCGUGUUCUUGAUAUCAAUGACAAGAACUACAAGAAAGCUUUAAAGCAGCACAGCAUGCUUUGCCUGUUCUACCAUGAGCCCAUAGCAGAUAGCAAGGAACUGCAAAAACAACACCAGAUGACUGAAUUGGUGCUGGAGCUUGUAGCUCAAGUUAUGGAGGAGAAGGACAUUGGGUUUGGAAUGGUUGACUCCCACAAUGAUGCAAAAGUAGCAAACAAACUGGGCUUAGAGGAAGAAGGAAGCGUGUAUGUUUUUAAGGCCGACAGGGUGAUUGAGUUUGACGGUUUGCUCUCUGCUAACACUCUGGUGGAGUUCUUGCUGGACCUGUUGGAGGAACCAGUGGAAAUCAUAGGGAAUGCUCUGGAGCUUCGAGCUUUUGACAGGAUGGAGGAGGACAUACGUCUCAUUGGUUACUUCAAGAACGAAGAUUCUGAGCACUAUGAAGCUUUUAAAGAAGCUGCAGAGCAGUUCCAGCCCUACAUUAAGUUUUUUGCCACAUUUGACAAAUCUGUGGCCAAAGAGUUGAGUCUAAAAUUAAAUGAUGUGGACUUCUAUGAGCCCUUCAUGGAGGAGCCCAUGUCCAUCCCAGGCAAGCCUCACUCUGAGGAAGAGCUGGUGGAAUUUAUAACUGAGCACAGGCGACCAACGCUGCGAAAGCUACGUGCAGAAGAUAUGUUUGAGACCUGGGAGGACGAUAUUGAGGGCAUCCACAUUGUGGCCUUUGCUGAAGAGGAGGAUCCUGAUGGUUAUGAGUUCUUGGAGAUCCUAAAGGAGGUGGCCAGAGAUAAUACUCACCUGCCUGAACUCAGCAUUGUCUGGAUUGAUCCUGAUGACUUUCCACUGCUGAUUCCCUACUGGGAGAAGACCUUCAAGGUGGACCUGUUCAGACCACAGAUCGGAGUUGUCAAUGUUACUGAUGCAGACAGUGUGUGGAUGGAAAUGGACGACGAAGAGGAUCUGCCCACAGCUAAGGAGCUGGAGGACUGGAUUGAAGAUGUGCUCUCUGGCAAAGUUAACACUGAGGAUGAUGAUGACGACGAUGAUGAUGAUGACGAUGAUGACGAUGAUGACGAUGAUGAUGAUAAUGACAAUGAAGAUGAUGAUGAUGAUGGGGAGGAAGAUGAUGAUGAUGAGUAACUUACAGUGUGACCUGAGUAGUAAAUGUUUCUUCUUCAGAGUGCGUCUAAUGUGAACAUCAGUGUCAGCUCUGUGCUACAAUAGGUUUAAUUUAAGAAAUAACUAUUUUUUGCACUUAACACGUGCAUGCUAUUAUUAUUAAAAUGUCAUUGUUGCCCUUGAAAAUAACCCCCCAGCAUUUGCAUUUAAAAAGGUAAAUGUUGUAUUAUGAUUAUUGUCACACAUAUAUAUAUAUAUAUAUAUAUAUAUGAUGA